Messenger RNA from Lytechinus pictus (painted urchin), 4374 nucleotides. Its product is annotated as caspase-6-like. The transcript has 11 exons. The record is from RefSeq and is a predicted model, not a curated record. Lineage: Eukaryota; Metazoa; Echinodermata; Echinoidea; Temnopleuroida; Toxopneustidae. Gene Ontology annotation, biological process: proteolysis. Gene Ontology annotation, molecular function: cysteine-type endopeptidase activity. The coding region runs from base 239 to 1762 and encodes 507 amino acids.
AUAGUUGUUAGCUUGUGCUUUAUAGAUUCCGAGAGGAGGUUCUCGAUCCUCGACUAUAUUUCCUUUUUGGUUUACAAACGGGCCGAGAUUCUCAUCUAGAUCUAUAUCAUAAUCAUUAUUAUGAUGCAUUUUAUCUUAUGUUCACUUCAAGUAUCAUGAUGCGCUAGCCGUUGAUCUAAUACAGGGAAGUAACACAAAACGACUGAAAAUUCAUUAGUGAUACAUUUCUGAUAACAAGAUGGAUCCUCAUCAGAUAGAAAUGAAUAACUUUCAACCAGGAAUGGCCCCUUGCUAUAGGGCAAAGCACGGUUAUGUGGCAUCCGUUAUCGUGUUAAUUUCUAGUGUGAUGGCAUUUUUGUUUUCUUUAACUUCUUCGGCAUUUGCUGGAAUUAUGGUCAUACCAUGGAUACCUAUUUUGAUAACCUGCUUGAUCGGCAAGAAAGCCCGCAAUAGGAGAUUAUGCUGGGUACGUUCCUACAUGGUCAUGGCUAUUAUCAGUACUUUCUGUGCACUUGCGCAGAUGGGAUGGACGGUAACUUUUAUCACAGUUUGUUUCACUGACGCCACAUAUACGGAUGCAAACAGGGUUUGCUCUAUCAUAUCCUUAUUAUGCAGUACUGUGACGUUUGUAGCGAGUAUAAAAGCUUCGUGUAUUGCUUGCGAUGGAACAUGCCUGUGUUGUAGAGUCCCGAUGCCUCCUUCCCCAGACAGUCAUAACGCGUACCGUGUAUUUGAAAACGAGCAAGUUUCAUCAGAGCCACAGGUUAACAUUUCACCCGACGUGGAUGGAUAUUAUACUGAUUACCAGAUCGAAAAGGCGGAAUCUAGGGUGGGGCAAUUUGACCCGGAAGAAAAUUACGUGAUGCAUACAUCUGUCUACAAGGGACUCGUACUCAUAAUAAACAAUUAUCAUUUCCGUGAGGCAAACGAUCGCCCUGGAUCCGAAAUGGACUUGAAAAAUGUCCAACAUGUCUUCAAGCAAAUUGGAUAUGAACCAGUCAUCAAGACAAACCUUUCUUCCGGGGAAAUUCAUCGCUUUCUCGAUGAAGCUGUGCACAGAAUAAACCUCGAAGGCACUAUUUGCCACUCUUCUGUGGUUGUUGUCCUCAUGAGCCAUGGUGAGAAACGAGGCAUAUAUGGGACUAAUAUGGAUGUCGUGACAACUCAAGAAAUCAAGUCAAAAUUUUCAGGGAGGCAAUGCCCAGCUCUCCUCGGAAAACCAAAGAUAUUCUUCAUCCAGGCAUGUCGAGGACAAUUGCCAACCAAGAGUGCCCUCGAUACUGACGAUCAUGGAAGACCGUCGACAUCUGAGCAGGGGAAUGUUUCCGAUAUGGAUUCAUGUUCAUCAAGAAUACCGUCUGGCAAUACAUUGGACAUUGACCAUGUUGACGUCGACGCUGACGUACCAGAUAACGCUGAUAUAUACGUUGCUUAUGCCACUUCUGAAGGUUACUUUUCGAUUCGCGAUCGAGUUGAAGGGUCAUGGUUCAUCCAGUGCUUGUGCGAGGCGUUGAUUGCUUACGUCCACAUUGAUGAUCUGGAUACCAUUAUGAAUAGGGUUACAAGACGUGUCACCGGUUUCACGGGCUCUGUAACUGAUGUAAAUGGAAAGAAGAAGAAGAUUCUUCAAACUCCAGAUAUAUCCAAGCAAGGCAUCGGAAAGAAAAUUUAUUUCAUGCCGAAAUAUUCACCCCAAACUAAUACGCGUGAGACAGGGGGCAGCAGCUCGAUUCAGCAGCCGAUUAGCCCGUCACAAGAGUAAGGUACACCAGAGCAAACUACAUCGAAUGACUAAAAUUGAUAGACUGGGCUACACAUUAUUAUGCCCCGUAUGCUGAACUCUGGUUAUUUUAAAGUCUGAUUUGAUUUUGUCUAUGGAAACUAUGGAAAGCCAAGUGAGGCACAAAUCUACAAAAGUACAUGUUCAAUCUAUUAACUCGUAUGACACUAAAAAAAUAAUAACUUUCUAAGAAUGAUAAUUGACAUAGUUUCUUUGAUCAUUAAAUAUGUUAAAGCAAAGUAGACUUAAGAAACAUAGAAUAUGAUAAAUAAAAUGUUUUUACAUUUUCGGCUUUCCAUGAUUUUAGCACAGAAAUAGAAGAUGGUCUAAGUCAAACUGGACUUCAAAAUACAUAGUAAUGAUGAUGAUAAUUACUGUAGUAAUAAUGAUGAUGAUCAUUGUUAAUAUUGCCAUGAUUAUUGUGAUUAUUUUAAUUAUAAGGAUAAUAAAGAUAAUAAUAAUAGUGAUGGGGAUGAUUAUUAGAGGUUUAUCAGGAGGGAGCCUGGUCUCCUGGACCCGACCCUUCAUACCUUUCAACUUCAAACAAUUUUCUUUUUUUCCAGAAUUUUGAUACAAUAACAACAUAAAUUUUUCACAAAAAGUAAAUUCUUACACAAAAUUGACAGUAAUCUUUGCAUCAUAAUGUCCAUAUUGCAUAACAAAUAGUAUAAACCAAAUUUUGUAUAUAUAUACAUAAUGACGAUGCAGUAAUAUAAGAGCAAGCAAUUCGUUAUGAAAGGUGUGUGUGUGGCAAAGUGGAGCUAUUUCUUUUCAAAAUGAUAAACAUGUAAUGAUAAAUGUUCAUUUCAUAUAGAAACUUUGAAUGGUACUUGAUUCUUACAUGCGUAAUUUCAUGGAAAUUGAACCUCAUUUCGUUAUUUUGUCGUUCACAUGUUUUGUACUUUUUGACUUGUAGCAUUGGAAUUAGUGCUUGCUUCAUAGUGAUUGUAUAAUAUUUUAUUUGUUCAUAUGUUGAUCUGAUGAAAAUCAAUACCACGUUUAAUUAUAAAAAAAAGAAGCCUUUUGAAUGAAACGGGGGAGAAAAUAAUGUUGCUGCAUGAAUUUGGGUAAAGUACAUGUGGGUAUGUGUGUAUAUGUAUGUAUAUGAUUUGGGUUUUGUCUGUCGUUUUUAAAAUGAUUUAAACAACAUUGUUUUUUUAAUCAUUAUCAUGGCUUAAUAUUGUUUUUAGAUUGCAUGUUUUUACGAAGGGCAGUAAAAUCACCGACGUCGUAAUUCCAGACUAAGUAUAAAUAUUGUAUAUUGUCUGACAGUACUUUAAUACAAUUUAUGAAAGAUUGCUUGAAAAGUACUUGAGAUCGCUGCGUUAUCCAGAGGUACUCGCCCUCUUUGCAGUUUAGAAUAACAUUUUAGUGUGAAAUUCCAAAAGUUUGCGUUCGCGCGUGAAACGCUUUACAUAUUAUUUAACAAUAAUGACAAUCAUUAAAAGGACAGCGAACAGUAGCAGGUUUUCUAAUGCAGUAGAUUUAAGCACUUUGCAUUCUAUUAUGGUAUCGAGCUGGUUAACCGAUGCACUGAGAUUAGCGCAUGAAUUUGGUGGAUUCACAAUACGGUGCGCCAUUUAUCGGGUGGCAGCUGACAGGCCAAUUUUUAAUUGUUGGGUCGACAUCACGCGAAGGCUAGACGCAGCCUGAGCGCAUGGUGCUGGUGUAAAGAUGCUUAAAAAAAAUGAAAAACAUAUAAGCGGUGGAAAAAUUCACCGAAAACGGUCUAAAUUCCCCCAAAGAAAUCUGCAGCAAAUUUCUCUCCCACCUCGUAGACCCUGGCAAACAUGAGUUUAAAGGAAACCAAAACCCAAGAAGAGAAGCAAUCUUAUUGGAAAGAGUAAAAUGAGAGGAACAAUUAAAAAAAAAGUUUCAUCAAAAUCGGUUAUGAAAUAAGCAAGUUAUGGACGAUUAAAAAGUCUUGUUGUACUUACUAUGGGCAUCCUCAAAUUGGCAAACGUGCUUCAAAAUGGCUGAUUUUGUGGACAACACUCCCAUUUGUUUUGUACACAUAUUUUCAGAUUUUCCUCAUUAUCUUUCAAAUUGCAUCUUGCCUCCUUCUGAGCACAACAUAUGUCAUCAGGGGCGUCGAUCCAUUUUUCAGAUUGGGGGGGGGGGCAAAAUCAUGAAUUUUACUCUUUCCAUUAAGAUUACUUCUCUUCAUGGGUUUUGGUUUCCUUUAAUGCAAACCAGCCGAGCCGCAUCGGUCAGUGCAUACUCGCAUGCAUAAUGCACUAGCGCGCUCAGCAGAUAUGUCGUCCUUUUCCCAUGAGGCAUUGCGAAUUUCCGCCUGUCUGCUGCAACCAAUAUUGUGAAUCCACCGAAUUAUCGGCGGCAUCGAGCAUGGGAUCAAAGGAAAUCAGAUCGAUCUAGCUCCUUCCUAACUUAUCCUUGCGUAUAACAAGCUAAGUAGGAGUUGUACAAAACGAAUUAUGUAUCUGUGUAUGUAAAAAGUAUUCAAAUGUAUAUCUGAAGAGGCUAUGAAGUCAAACUUUGUUUACUUUUUUUCUUCGAAGUAUUUUUCUGUGUUCAUUUCGCAAAUGUCUGUGAAAACAUACGGUCGUACAAUAAAAAACAAGGGUUAUAUGUAA